Kockovaella imperatae is the source of this 1677-nucleotide messenger RNA. RefSeq names its product general substrate transporter. Gene Ontology annotation, cellular component: membrane. The transcript is spliced from 11 exons. Lineage: Eukaryota; Fungi; Basidiomycota; Tremellomycetes; Tremellales; Cuniculitremaceae. The record is from RefSeq and is a predicted model, not a curated record. The coding region runs from base 1 to 1677 and encodes 558 amino acids. Gene Ontology annotation, biological process: transmembrane transport; carbohydrate transport. Gene Ontology annotation, molecular function: carbohydrate:proton symporter activity.
AUGAGUCUCGAGAAGAACGACGACAUUGUCCACAUUGAAGGCGAUGGCACUUCCCAUCCGAUCGAUGCAGAGGAGGUACAGCGGCUGGGAGAUCUCCUUGAUGCUGCACGGAAAGCAACAGAGAGCGAACACAAAAUGACUGUCUGGCAGGCAGUCAAACGAUAUCCAAAGGCCUCUGCUUGGUCCAUCGCGAUCAGCUUUGGCGUUGUCAUGGAAGGCUUCGAUGUCGUGCUUUUGGGCAACUUUUAUGCGUAUCCCGAAUUUCAAAGAACUUUCGGCGUCUUGCAACCAAGCGGAGAUUAUCAGAUUCCGGCGCCAUGGCAAGCUGGCUUGAGCAAUGCAUCAGCAUGUGGCUCAAUCAUUGGUCUCAUGUUGAACGGCUAUCUGGCGGAGCGUAUUGGGUAUCGAUACACCAUGAUCGCUUCCCUUGCUUGGCUUGCUUGCUUCAUCUUUCUCUUCUUCUUCGCCAAGAGCCUCGGCAUGCUGGUCGCUGCAGAAGUCUUGUGUGGAAUACCAUGGGGUAUUUUACAGACAUUGACCACAUCCUAUGCCUCCGAAGUUGCUCCUUUGGCACUUCGUGGAUUCUUGACGACUUGGGUCAAUGCUUGCUGGGGAAUCGGUCAACUCUUGUCCGUUGGCAUCCUCAGAGGUCUACUGAGCAAGACCUAUCUUGGUCAAUGGGGAUGGCGGAUUCCCUAUGCUUUGCAAUGGAUCUGGCCGGUGCCAUUGAUUCUAGUGUCCAUCUUUGCUCCCGAAUCGCCAUGGUGGUUGGUGCGGAAGGGACGUAUCGACGAAGCCCGCCAAAGCCUUGCGCGACUCACCUCCAGAACCGUCAGCGGCCAGACUGAUGACUUUGAUAUCGAUCAAACAGUUGCCAUGAUGCAACACACGAAUCUGUUGGAGCGAAGGCUCUACGCUGGUGCCUCCUACAUCGACUGCUUCAAAGGAGUGAAUCUACGUAGGACAGAGAUAAGCGUCGGAUGCUGGGCUGUGCAAGUCCUGUCAGGCGUCGCUCUACCGGGCUCGGCCUAUUUCCUUCAAUCCGCCGGACUGCCCACCAAAGAUGCUUUCACAUUGACCAUGUGCAAUUUGUCAAUCAAUAUCUUCGGUGUGAUGAUAGCUUGGGCAUUGAUGGGAUGGGGCAUCGGUCGGAGGUCGCUGUACCUCUACGGCUGCUUCGCCAUGAACAUUGUCCUCUGGAUUGUUGGAGGUAUCGGAUUUAUCGGAACUGAGGCGUCGCUUUGGGCGAUAGGUGGUCUUCUGUUGGGUUGGCAGAUUGGUUAUCAGUUCACUCUCGGAACCGUUUGCUUCUCAUUGAUCACCGAGUUUCCUUCACGAAGACUGUUGAUCAAGACAGUGAAUAUCGGCCGAGCUGCCUACAACCUGACGAACAUCAUUUUCGGUUCAUUCACACCUUUCAUGAUCAACCCAAGUGCCUGGGAUUGGGGUACAAAGGCAAGUUCUCGAGACAAUUGCCAGACCGCCUUCUUUGCAGCGGGAAUGAACACCUUGGCUUUGAUCUGGAUAUACUUCCGUCUGCCUGAACCUUCGGGUCUGUCGUAUGCGGAGAUUGACAAGCUGUUUGAGGAGAGGAUUCCGGCGAGACAGUUCCAGAAACAUCGCGUGGUAGCGGUCGAAGCGGAGGAUGUUGGAGUUGUAGAAGCCAAGCAUCCUUAG